AAACCCUCCCACUAUCUGUCACGGUAAUUAAACCGUUUAUCGCGAAUGAGGAGCCGUGACCUGAUACACUCGAGGCUGAACUGAAAACCCAGACGGUGUCAAGGGAGGCUCCUGCUCGGAAAGCUGAAGGUCCAGCCAGCGCCAACACUGAGCAACCACGCCCCAAUAACAUCACUGACUUCUCCCCCUCCACGGUGACUACAGCUUCACUUGGACAACAUCCUUCACUACAAUUUAUCCCUCUACUCCGACUCGCCCAGUCUCUCUGAGUCCCAGAGAUAUACAUGUACUGUCUUGUGCUCCAAUCAACGACUGAAGAUGCUCUUCUUGUCUCGAUCAUCCCGACGACUGAAGACGUGCCAGUCGACCAAUAUUACGCGCUCGCCUUUGGGGAGGCUCGCCACCCAUCAAGCAAGCGUACAGGACAUCACCUGAAGUAAAAACAGCGCGAUUAAGACCUAGCCACCUUGGGGGCAGAUCAACAACCAUCAUGGCGCCUGGAAGGCCCACCAGAUCAGACAAGAACCGCACGAAAUACGACAAUAUCCGUUGCCGUCACUGGACGUCCUUCAAAACCCCAGAUGCACUCUUGAUGGUCUCGUCCGGACCGCAGCCGCAAUCUGCGUUGCUUAACUUGCCGCCAGACAUCCUGUCUCAAAUCUUCAUGGCCGCCGACCCUGUCACCCGCAUCGCCAUGGCAUUCAGCUGCCGGUGCCUACUUGCUAUAGGCAACUUGCGGCCGCGCCUUCUUGUGGUGCCGGACUUGCAUUAUCAUCGGGAGGCUUGGGCCGUCGGUAGUGCACAGAACGUAGAUACGCUUUGCGGCUGCGGCAACGCGAAUGCCCUGCUAUGGCACGUGAGGCCUUUCAGCCGACACACGAACCGCGAAGCACCGGACCGUCGACUAUGCGUUGAUUGCCAUCGGUGGUUUCAUAGUGGGAGGUUCCGCAAGGCACAUUGGCAGAGCAACGGCCAGGCGACUAUGCGACGCGAGGACUUUCAGGCAUGGUUGGAAGACGCGGAGGAUCCAGAGGUCACGCGUGGGGACGACGGACUUCUUUCGUGGCCAGAGUUCUGGGACGAGUACAGAAACGCCGCUCGCCUUUUCCACCAAGGCUACAAGAGGCAGUGUCCUCAAUGUGCGGUGCGAGCACAGGCACAAAUCUUUGGCCUGGCCCUAUCGGAUGUGUAUUGACGCAACUGGUUGAUGGUUGGGUUUAUCGAUUUUGAUGCCACACCAGCGACUGAUUUCAUGUUCAAUUGACGAUCAGAGCGUAUAUAUUCAUGGCUAGUAAUCAGAGCGAUGCUUUCAGCAAGA
Molecule: messenger RNA, 1318 nt
Organism: Emericellopsis atlantica
Lineage: Eukaryota; Fungi; Ascomycota; Sordariomycetes; Hypocreales; Bionectriaceae
Exons: 1
Coding region: 491-1195 (234 amino acids)
Source: RefSeq, a predicted model, not a curated record